AUGGAUACCGAGGAUAGUCCCGAUUCCCGGCCCAAGGAAUCCAGCAAGCGUCGCCGUCUCAAUUUCGCCUGCAAUUACUGCCGGAAUCGGAAGACCCGGUGCGAUGAGCAGCAACCUUCCUGCCAAGCAUGCAUUUCAGCGGGAAUCCCUUGCGUUACCGAAGACAGACGUAGGCCGGGCAAGUUGAUCAAGCGACGCGAGGCAGGUAAAUCCAUUGAUGGAUCGUCUGUUGGGUCUGGAAGUCCAUCGGAGUACGGAAUACAUUCAGUCACCGAGAAUGUCCUCAACAGAAGGCCCUCAAUCGCAAAAGAGCAACUGACGACGCGUACCAUCUCUGUGGCGACUGGUCCGAUACGUGCAAGAUCGCAGAGUCCGAGACAGUCGCUCAGCAGAGGUUCUUCCCAUACGGAUACUAUCAGUAAUCCACUGCCGAUACUUAAACAGAGUACGGGUACCACGUCUUUCCAGGUCUUGACUGAGUGGCUGGAUCUUUCGUGCUUUCGGCUCAAUGUUCCCUACCAUUUCGGCACCUAUCCUCCUCCAAUCCCGCAUGCAGCUUUGAGAUCUAGUGGGUUCCUGUCUCGGCAAACUGUACCCCAAGCACCGGCAAGUUGGGAUUUUGACGCGCUUUUCGACGCGUACCAGCGCGAAAUACACACAUUCUAUCCUGUGGUCAGACUGGAUCAGGCAAGAACUGAAACUUCGCAAGUACAUUCCAUACGUCUUGACAACUCUUCAUCGUCUCAUGGUGACACUUCGUCAAUGAAAACCUGCCUACUUCUGGCGGCAGGCGGAUGUAUCCUCCAGUCAAACGAGCGCCAGGCUUACAUGACAGAGGCUCUCUCGCUUGCUCGUGACGCUUUGGGCCAUCUCAUCGGUAACGUUUCCUUCGAAACCAUUGAAGUUCUUUUUCUCUUCUCAAUUUGUCUCCGGCUCAACGAUGAAAUCACUGCGUCUUGGACGACCUUCGGCAUUUGUCUAUCGGUCGCUCACUCACUUGGUCUCGAUAGACCCGGUCGUGAUCGACGAAAGAACGCUCAUUCUGCUAUAGACGCUUGGAAUCCAGCCUGGUGGGCUCUUUAUAGCUAUGAGAAAUUAUUCUCUUUCCAGCUCGGAUAUGUCUCCAGCAUCUCGGAUGAAACAUACGAUGACUUGGAUCUCGAGGUCUUGAAGACAACAAACCCACAGCCGCAACAUUUUGUCUUGUCUAUGGCUAAAGCCUUUAGUAAAAUGAGUCACCGGUGUGCAAAGGCACGACUGCUUGAAGACCGAGCGAACCGAAAAACUCUUGAAGCAGCCAUCAAGGACAAGGUUAAUGCGACCGGCGAAUCGUUUCUGAUGUUGUCGAAUUGGGUGAACAGUCUUCCUGCCGGUCUACGACCUACUUCAGACUUCAUGCGACUUCCAGAAGACCCAACCCUGUCUUCUUUCAUCUCGCUUCAUUACCACAACGCUAUACUUAUGCUCAACCGAAACGCUCUUCUUAUCAGUAAAGAUGCUAUCCACAAAGCCGUCGAGGUCAUCGCCAAGGGUACACCUUGGGAGUACACAAUCCGCAACGGUCAAUCCAUGGUUGCCAACUCAGCCAGGAAGAUCAUCCACCUGCUUGCUGACAAUGAUGACACAGUGUCUCAUUUAUUCGCACCUUCCUACUUCCCCCUUCUUCAUGCUCUUUAUGUCUUGGCAGUUCAUAUACUUAAACAGCCGCAAUCACGCAUCUCAAAGAUUGAUCAAAGUCUUCUCAUUACAGCCGCUGACUUAAUUCGUUGUUACUGCGUUGGUCUAGCUGAAGCAGAUCGCCUGUCCACCGUCCUCAAUGGACUUAUUCGUGUGGUUCAAGAAGCGGUGAAACCUACCACAACCUUAAUUGAGGCUGAACAAAAUAACCACAACUCUACUUCAAGUGCAUGCUUCCCUCAACAAGAUGGAACAAACUUAGCGCAACAACCCAACAACAUGACAUUUUCCCAAUCUUUAGAUCCGUCCGAUUCUUCCAUUUUGAAUCCGGUCGAAUUGAGCAUGGAUGAGGGAAUUCUGGACCCAUUUUCGGGACAGCCGUUCAACAUACACAUACUACCUGAUGAGAUUGGGUGCGACUGGGCUGAUUUUGAGAAUUUGUUGCAGAGGCUAGAGAAUGAGUCUGUUUUGUACCCGACAGAAGAGGGUAUGAGUAUUGAACUUUAG
Messenger RNA from Fusarium venenatum, 2184 nucleotides. RefSeq lists its product as uncharacterized. Gene Ontology annotation, molecular function: zinc ion binding; DNA-binding transcription factor activity, RNA polymerase II-specific; DNA binding. Lineage: Eukaryota; Fungi; Ascomycota; Sordariomycetes; Hypocreales; Nectriaceae. Gene Ontology annotation, biological process: DNA-templated transcription; regulation of DNA-templated transcription. The record is from RefSeq and is a predicted model, not a curated record.